CACACGCAAAACCAAAACAUAAACAAAAACAAAAGUUGCCGAAAUUCCAAAACCCAGCUACAAACAGCAACACCAACUUUUAAUCCAAUUCUUUUCCUUAUCUAUCACAACUGCUUCAACGCUAAGAAACUCUCACAGGCACACAUAAUUAAAACAAAAACAAAAAACAUUAAAUGCGUUGUUUUUGUUGUUAUGUCUUGAAUCCUAAUUUACUGUUUCAACUUUCAAUCCAACCAAUUCAUCAAACAAAAUCAACCCCAUUUCAUCUUUCAUGUUCAAACACCCAAAUCCAACUUCAAGUUAAAAUCUUUUUUGUUUUUUCUCAACUGGGUAGGUAGUAGGUACCUCUCAAUUUUUCAAUGGCUUGUCCUUCAAAUUCCAUCACCUACAAUGAUACCCUUUGUGCCUGUGCACCUGGUUAUGUUCUCAACCUUGUUGCAAAAAGUUGCAACCUCUUCGACGCAGAUUCAACUAUAACCACAGAUUCUGGCGUCGACUACUAUGCUUUUAGACUCCCCGAGACACUUUCUGGCUUUGAUAACAUCAAGAAGUUUACACAAUCACAAGCUGUGUUCUUGGAAGCCACGCUUGUUAUGCUUCUCUCUUGGCUUCUCUUUUGCUUUUUUCUUAGGUUCAUGACCCUUGGUGAUGGCCGUGGUGUUUGGUUCAAACUUAGAUGGUUUAUCAGUCGGUUGGAUGUUUGCUUUGCUACCAGACAUUGGUUGGAUGAUAAAAAAGUCGUAACCAAACGCAAAACUGAACUUGGUGGAGCUUUCUCCAUAGCAAGUUGGAUACUCUUUAUCGGUUUAUUUGCUGCGUUGUUGUACCAGAUCAUAUCGAAGAGAUCGAUUGAGGUUCAUAAUGUAAGAGCAACAAGUGCGCCAGAAUUAACCUCGUUUCUCAAUGACAUGGAGUUCAAUAUAACAACUGUAUCUAGUAUGAACUGUGCAAAUCUGCGUGAUCUCGGUAAUUUAGUUUCGGGGAAUCCAGGCUUUAUUGACGAAAGAGUUGUUUCUCUGUCAACUUUAGUAAACUACGCAUGUCAUAACUCGAGCAAGGGACCAAUCAUAGCACUUAAGUGUAAAGGUUGCAAGCUUGUCUCCGAUCACAUGUACAUUUCGUGGCAGUUUGUUGAUCUCCCAAAUAGUCCUGCCACUGCUGUUGGCUAUGAAUUUCAUCUCGCUGCAACGGAUAGUGCUAAGAAACACGUGAGUUUUGUUAAUGGGACACUAAAAAACGGAAGCGCUUUUGAUGAUAGACCAGUUACGUUCAGAGGGAGGCAAUCAAAUAUUUUGAAAUUCAAUCUUUUCCCUCGAAUAUACCAUAAUUUACACGAUCUAAAACUCAUUCAGCCUUUGUUUCACGAGUUCCUCCCUGGUUCAGUUUUUCGUGAUACAAGUCAAUUACGAACGUCGCUUGAAAAUUCUGUUGAUGGACUAGUCAACACAACAUUGUAUAUCAAUUUUCUAUCUGCUUAUGUUGUGGAGGUUGAUAAAGAGAAUAUGUUGGGUCCUGUGAGCUUCCUUGCAGACCUUGGUGGCCUGUAUUGCAUUAGCAUAGGCAUCUUUUUCUAUCUAUUGAUACAGUGCGAGUAUAGGGUAAAGAAGCUCAGAAAUGAGGACAGUGUUUUGCAGUCAAUUAGAAAUCGGCGUAAAGCUCAAGAUAAUUGGGCCAAAUUGAGAAAAUAUGUAAAGUACACCUACGGCUGUCCUACAAUGGAUGAUGACAACUACGAUAAAUCUAAAAAUAAACCUUGUUGCGAUGGGUUAAUGUUGCAUUCAGUUCGCGGCGGUGGAUCAUCACGUAAGCGAAGGCAGCAGAGUAGAGCAAGUUCUAUAAAUUUGUACAAGAAACCGAGUUUACCUGCCAACAAGACAUUGAGCAGCAAACCGGUUGAAUCUACAAAUGAUUCGACACUGCGUUAUGAAAAUACGGCAAAGAAUCAUAGUGUUGGUUCAAGCAGGGAUUUCCCACGAUCACAGCCUCGAGAAUCGUCUAUUAUUGAUGAUAACUUUAUUCCUCCUCCACCUUUGCUGGAAUGCAAGAGUGGUUCUGAAAUGGAUAUGUCUGAUCUUCAAAAGAAUCUCGAAAAUUUAUAUGAGUAUAAUGCUAUGUUAAGGGAGAGAUUGUUAGCUGCACAGUCUUUGCUCCAAUCUUCAUCAUCUAAUCACUCUUCUCAAAUAAAAAGCAAUGGAACUUAGCAUAGGUAUCUCUGCAUCAAACGACAGUCAUUAUCGAUGCACAAUCAUCAGACCGUUCCAUGAGUUUUAAAAGCAUAAUUGAGAACUGACCAAAGGGAAUUCAUGAUUGUAAAAAUAUUUGCAAGUCAGAGAAUCUGCUGCACGAAUCUCCUCAAAAACCAUAGCUGAAUAUUCCUGCAUCAAAAGCUGCUGCCUGUGUGUGAACAAAGCACGCUGAUCCGCAUCUGAUUAUGUCCGACAUUCUUUGAUGAUUGUCUCUGUCGUCGGAUAUUCUUUGACGCUCUUCUGAAAGAGAUUUUCUAUGUUCAUAUACGUUUAUUAAACCUUGUAUAGGCAAUGCUGUAUUUUUUUUGUAAAGGAGAUUGACACUGAACUUUUUUUAUGCAGGAAUUAGUUAUGUGAAUGAAGAGUUCUUCAUAAUGUAAUAUAAUUUUCAAUUUUUGUCC
Messenger RNA from Lathyrus oleraceus (garden pea), 2647 nucleotides. RefSeq lists its product as uncharacterized. Lineage: Eukaryota; Viridiplantae; Streptophyta; Magnoliopsida; Fabales; Fabaceae. Bases 360 to 2201 code for a protein of 613 amino acids. The transcript is spliced from 8 exons. The record is from RefSeq and is a predicted model, not a curated record.